Molecule: messenger RNA, 1261 nt
Organism: Pecten maximus
Lineage: Eukaryota; Metazoa; Mollusca; Bivalvia; Pectinida; Pectinidae
Exons: 3
Coding region: 234-902 (222 amino acids)
Biological process (GO): transmembrane transport
Molecular function (GO): transmembrane transporter activity
Source: RefSeq, a predicted model, not a curated record
CACAAGAAAAAGAUUCAAAUGACUGCUUCGAAGGCACUGGCGAUUCCAAUACUCUAUACCCAUUAAUAUCGACACAAAGAGGAAAACAACAUGGUACGCAUGACGGGCAUGAUUCGAGUGACAUUGUUGAGAAAUUAUCUCGUUCAAGAACCAUUCGAUACUUAAGUAAUGGUGACAUAGCCUCAAUUUCCCUGUCUAGUCUGCAAGAGAGGGUAGAACAAGACAACGCCACAAUGGAUGAAGAAUCCCUCGAUUCAGAAGGUCCCGUAGCGAGAUGUAAACAUAGGAUAGAUUGUUCAUUGAUGAAAAAUAAACUUUUCAUUCUAUUUCUGGCCAUUUAUUGCCUGGGAAAUGUCCCAAUCAUGUGUGCUCACAUCUACAUCCCAACGUAUGCAAGAGAUAUUGACAUUGAUGACCAAAGAAUCGCCAUCAUCGUUUCUAUAACAAGUAUUACAGACUUUGUAGGACGAAUCCUAGCUGGGCUCCUAGCAGACCAAUCUUCCAUUCGUUCACACUGGGUAGUUAUAAUCUCACAGGUUGUGGUUGGAGUUGUCCUACAGUUCACGAAGUAUUACUCCUCGUUUUGGCGCCUGGUUGUGUUUGUCGCCAUAUUUGGUUCUACAGCUGGCAUGAUAGCGGCGUUGUUUCCGCCAAUGAUGAUUGAGAUUGUCGGCAUGAAGCGUUACCGUGGUGCCAUGGCGGUAUUCAUCAUAUGUGUGUGUCUGUUUAAUGGUCUGGCUCUACCCGUCUUAGGGUAUUUUCGUGACGUCACCAACACGUUUCAUUUCACUUUCCAUGUCAUGGGAGCUUCGUCAUUCGCAGCGGUUGUUCUUCUCAUUAUAUUCGACGUCGUAAUGAGAAAACAGGACCGUAAGAAGGAAAAAUACACGGAGAAAGACUGAAGACGUCAUCAAUCUGCUAUGUAACUGGUCACUACACUUAACUAAACUCAUUUUUAUUUAUUCGUUUUUUAAUUUUUUUUAUUUUUGAUAAUAGUGUUGUUCUUUCCGAAAGUCAACGCUUUUACUUAAAAUGCACAUAUAUUUACACUUCUUUCAUGCAAAUCUACAGUUAAAUAAACAAAACACGAUACAAAGAGUAAUAAGAGAGGUACAAACGAAAUUGGAGACGACUGGUUUCUUGCUUGUUUGUUUAAUGCAAUAAACAUGGUUUCAUCAUGUGAGAUCUUUGUCAUUUUUAGCACGUUCUUUUUCAGAACAGGAUAUGAAAUUGAUAUAAUUGUUUUCAAGUGAUCAGACAG